UGGAAAAAAAAAAGGGCGUGAAGCCUCCACUUCCGGAAAAGAAACGGGAAACGAGGGAGCUGCCUGAAACGGCGACAGAGGAGCCCGGAUGAUGCAGGAGGACGGAGGAGCCCGGCGGGGGAAGGAAGGAAGGAAGCGCCGCCUGGGAGUAGGAGAUCGCGGCGCAGCUUCUCAGGAAGACGGCGGGGAAAGGCCGGAAGGCUCCGGGACUGCAGGAGGGAUGAGCCCAGGGAGACCCCGGGAAAGGCCGCUGCCUGGAGGGCGAUGUGGGGAGGUGGAAACGGGCGCAGACUCCGAUACGGUCCUGGAGGGCGGAGGCUCCUUCGGAAGACCCCGGAAUCCCCAAAGGAUCCAGGAGGAAGAAAGGAAAUAUCAGUGCCCGGAAUGUGAAAAGUCCUUCAACAAAAACGACCAUCUUGAGAACCAUCUAAAAAUCCACUCAUUUGGAAACCCAUAUAAAUGCUUUGAGUGUGGAAAGAGCUUCAGUCAUAGCAGCAGCCUUUAUACACAUGAAAGGAUCCACACAGGAGAAAAACCUCAUACAUGUCUUGAGUGUGGAAAGAGCUUCAGUGGGAGGGGCAACCUUUAUCAACAUCAAAGGAUCCACACAGGAGAAAAACCUCAUACAUGUCUUGAGUGUGGAAAGAGCUUCAGUCAGAGGAGCAACCUUUAUCAACAUCAAAGGAUCCACACAGGAGAAAAACCUCACACAUGUCUGGUGUGUGGAAAGAGCUUCAGUAUAAGGGCCAACCUUUAUAAACAUCAAGGGAUUCACACAGGAGAAAAAUCUCAUAUAUGCCUGGAAUGUGGAAAGAGCUUCAGUCAGAAGAGCAACCUUUAUAGACAUCACAAGAUCCACACAGGAGAGAAACCUCAUAAAUGCCUGGAGUGUGGAAAGAGCUUCAGUCACAGGAGCAGCCUUUAUCAACAUCAAAGGAUCCACACAGGAGAAAAACCUCAUGAAUGCCUGGAGUGUGGAAAGAGCUUCAGUCAAAGUCGCAGCCUUUAUGUACAUCAAAGGAUACACACAGGUGAAAAACCUCAUAAAUGCCUGGAGUGUGGAAAGAGCUUCAGGCAGAGAUCAAAACUUACCCAACAUGCAAGAAUACACACCGGAGAGAAACCAUUUCAAUGCCUGGAGUGUUUAAAGAGCUUCAGUCAGAAGAGCCACCUUAAUGAACAUCAAAGGAUCCACACAGGAGGAAAACAUACAUGCCUAGAAUGUGGAAAGAGCUUCUGUCAGAGGAGCAAGCUUUAUCAACAUCAAAGGAUCCACACAGGAGAAAAACCUCAUACAUGUCUGGAGUGUGGAAAGAGCUUUGAUCAUAGCAGCAGCCUUAAUAAACAUCAAAGGAUCCAUAGAGGAGAAAAACCUCAUACAUGUUUGGAGUGUGGAAAGAGCUUCAGUCAGAGGAGCAACCUUUAUCAACAUCAAAACAUACACACAGGAGAAAAACCCUAUAUAUGCCUGGAGUGUGGAAAGAGCUUCAGUCAGAGGAGCAACCUUUAUACACAUCAAAAGAUCCACACAGGACGGAAACCUCAUAAAUGCCUGGAAUGUGGAAAGUGCUUCAGUCGGAGGGACAGCCUUUAUAUACAUCAAAAGAUCCACACAGGAGAAAAACCUCAUAUAUGCCUGGAGUGUGGAAAGAGCUUCAGACGGAAGGGCAACCUUUAUCAACAUCAAAUGAUCCACACAGGAGAAAAACCUCACAAAUGUCUGGAGUGUGGAAAGAGCUUCAGUAACAGGAACCAUCUUUAUACACAUGAGUGGAUCCACACAGGAGAAAAACUUCAUAAAUGCCUGGAGUGUGGAAAGAGCUUCAGUCAGAAGAGCAGCCUUUAUACACAUCAAAGGAUCCACUCAGGAGAAAAACCACUUAAAUGCCUGGAGUGUGGAAAGAGCUUCAAUUGGAGGAGCAACCUUUAUCAACAUCAAAGGCGCCACACAGGAGAAAAACCUCAUAAAUUCCUGGAGCGUGGAAAGAGUUUCUAGGAGAGCGGAAGUCUUUAUAAACAUCAAAGAAUCCACAUGGGAGAAUAACUAGAUACCGUCAGUCCCCAACUUACAGCAGUUCAUUUAGUGAUUGUUCAAAGUUACAAUGGCUCUGAAGAGAGUGGCUUAUGGCUGUUUUUC
This is a messenger RNA of Thamnophis elegans (Western terrestrial garter snake), 2137 nucleotides long. Its product is annotated as gastrula zinc finger protein XlCGF26.1-like. NCBI's taxonomy places the organism in Eukaryota, Metazoa, Chordata, Lepidosauria, Squamata, Natricidae. The record is from RefSeq and is a predicted model, not a curated record. Gene Ontology annotation, cellular component: nucleus. Gene Ontology annotation, molecular function: RNA polymerase II cis-regulatory region sequence-specific DNA binding; DNA-binding transcription activator activity, RNA polymerase II-specific. The transcript is spliced from 2 exons. Gene Ontology annotation, biological process: regulation of transcription by RNA polymerase II. Bases 89 to 1996 code for a protein of 635 amino acids.